Hyaloscypha bicolor E is the source of this 699-nucleotide messenger RNA. RefSeq lists its product as uncharacterized. The coding region runs from base 1 to 699 and encodes 232 amino acids. The record is from RefSeq and is a predicted model, not a curated record. The transcript is spliced from 3 exons. NCBI's taxonomy places the organism in Eukaryota, Fungi, Ascomycota, Leotiomycetes, Helotiales, Hyaloscyphaceae.
AUGUCACCAAUUGUCCCAGCACGAUUUCGCUCCCCUUUGACAACGCCCCGCCUUCCUGCUCCGACAGUAUCGGAAUACUCACCUCAUCAUGAAGGGGAAUAUGAUUACUUGACUUUGCAGGAUAGAGCCGCUGAGCCAACGCCAGUAGCUUUGCAAGGCCGCUCUCCCGACCCACAAUACUAUGUCACACUUACCAUCACACUUCCUACAGAGAUCUACACAACUACAAUCCUUCUUGGAGACACUUUCCCAACACCGCUGCCAACAGCCCCGGUACAGCAAUCAGCGAGCCAACCAACCCUUGCGCCAGCCGCUGCUCAGAACCCGAAUUCCACACCUGGAAAUGUCGCCGGUAUCGUCAUCGGAGUACUAGGUUCCAUUGCAGUACUAGCUGGGAUAUACUACGUCUGGUUGUUAAGAGCGAGGCAGCUGCGCAGGUUUUCUUCGGGCACAAGUACGACUACCCGUACUAGCCGUACUAGCCGUACUAGCCGCAGCAAGAGACGCAGGAGAAAGAAGAAGAAGAAGAAAUCGAAGACGAAAAAUACUUGGUUCACGUUUAAGUUCAGGCUUAAGAAGAGUAAGAAGAGGAGGCGGUCGAGGAAGAGUAGUACUAGUACUGGAGGUCCAGGUCCCGCUCCACCCCCUCCAGAAACAGGACCGCCUCCGCCCCCACCUCAACCUCCACCUGCUGAAUGA